Molecule: messenger RNA, 489 nt
Organism: Cuscuta campestris
Lineage: Eukaryota; Viridiplantae; Streptophyta; Magnoliopsida; Solanales; Convolvulaceae
Source: the annotation of a GenBank genome assembly
UUCAUUAUCAGAGUUGAAGCUUCUUUAAUAAGUGAAAAAGAAAUAUAAUACUACAUACUCCGUAUAAAAUAAAGGGAAAAUAUUGUUAUUUAUAUUUUACACAUGAGGAUUCCGAUACGUGUUCAAUACGACGGCAGCGCGGGGAGGAGCAACCCGUGCAGGUGCAAGGUGGUAGGGCCGACGCUGGGGCUCUUGGCCUGUGCGGCGGCGGGGCUGGUGGAGUGGCCUGUGGGGGCCAUAGUGUACCCCUUCCGCCGCACAAAGGGCCGCCGCAUCAUGGCUCACCCCGCCACCGUCGUCUAUCCCACCGUCUCGAACUCCAUCCCCAUCUGAUCAUCACAUCAUACAUACAUAUAUCCCCAUCUGACUCCAUUUCCUAUGUCUUUCAAUUCUGUCUUUUCUUUUUUUGUUAAUUUGAGUGGUCUUCAAUCAUGUCUAUCUUAUAUUCUUCUUUAUCUUUGUUUGGAUCUGCGCUUCUUGUUUUCGUGA